Molecule: messenger RNA, 2319 nt
Organism: Pyrus x bretschneideri (Chinese white pear)
Lineage: Eukaryota; Viridiplantae; Streptophyta; Magnoliopsida; Rosales; Rosaceae
Product: F-box/FBD/LRR-repeat protein At1g13570-like
Exons: 4
Coding region: 767-2158 (463 amino acids)
Molecular function (GO): protein binding
Source: RefSeq, a predicted model, not a curated record
UUUUUUUGUGUGGAGCAGAUCGUUUUUUUAUUUGUUUAAUUUGCUGGAGUUGUAUUUCUUUGGAAGAAGUGCUCUUUAUUUUUUUGGAUCUGGGGUUACUUCGUCGCUUCAUUACGUAAGCCCCUUCAGAGCAUGUUUUUACCUCGAGCGAUUACUUCAGCAUGUUUUAACCUUGAGCGUUUUCUCCAUGCAUGUUUACCUUUAAUCAGUUAAUUGAAACUCGUUUGCUAUCAUAUCUCUUUAGCGAUCUUGCGGAGGAAACGUCAUCUCAUCCGUCUCUAUUUCUCUAUACUCAUCGUCAAAAUUUGAUUCAUAUGGUUUUUUUUUUCUUUUUUUUUUUGGGGUUUUAAUUUUGUGCAUUUGAUUGAUAUAUAAACAAUGCAGUCGAGACAUUCUCUUGUGAGUACUAGUAAAAUGUGCCAAGUUUUCAGUGUGUUUGCUUGUUUUGUUCUCAAUCUCGAGUGAAAGGAAAUUUAGGACCGUUUGAUAACAAUCUCGUUUCUAUUUUGUACUUGUUUUGUUGGAGGAAAGUGAAGAAGGGUUGAGUAGGGGUUUUUGCACCCUGUAAUCUUAUUCUCUUUUAGAAUUUAAGUUGUUGUUCAGUUGUUCUUGUAAUGAAUAUAUACUGCCGCUUUUGGUGAUUUCCCUUUGGUAGUCAAAACACAUGCCCAAUAACCUAUGUGUGGUAUUUGAAACGUCUUUCCUAGUAUAUCAUGAAUCUUUUAGACAAAUCUUUUAAAGAAUUAGAAGGCCGGGUAUAUAUGCGAUGUGUGAUUUAAUCAAAAUUAUGUUUUUACAGAUGGAGAAUGAGAAACUAUCAUCCCAUUCAAUCGAAUUGGGAUGCCAUGGAUCGCCAGACCAGGUGGACAUAAAACCACCAAAGUCUCCUGUGAAAAUGGAUAUGGAGUUGGACAGAAUUAGCAACUUACCGAGUGAUAUUAUAGGCAAAAUUUUGUCACAUAUGCCACUUAGGGAGGCAGUGAGGACUAGCGUUUUAUCCAGCAACUGGAUGAACAAAUGGACUAUGCUUACUCGUCUUCAGUUUGAUAACCGGCGCACCUCGAGUCAAAACCAUACAACCUUUGCUAAAAUUGUUGACCAUGUACUCCAAGGUCUCGUUGGCCCCAUAAACAUGUUCGAGGUCACUCUUUCCGGAUAUCAAGCUAGUGAAGAUAUUGAUCGAUGGAUUAUUCAUCUGUCAAGAAACUCUAUCAAAGAGUUGGUCCUUAACUUACAUACUCAGCAUAUCUACAACGUGUCUUCAUAUUUGUUCUCCUGUCAAAAUUUGAUUUAUUUGGCGUUACUUAAUUGUUUGCUUCAACCUCCGCCCACAUUCAAAGGGUUCAGGAGUUUGAAGAUGCUUGGUUUUAUGAAAGUAACUUUGGACCAAGGUGUGCUUGAGAAUCUGAUUACUUGUUGUCCUCUCCUUGAGAUAUUUGUCUUGAUCAACUGUGAUGGAUUCACCCAUCUCAAGAUUGAUGCACCGAAUCUCUCUCGUUUUUCCUUUAAAGGUGUUUUUGAGUAUGUUAGUCUUGUGAAUACCUUAAAAUUGGCCAAUGUUCGCAUUUGGUUGACUUCAACUUCGACUGUUAGCAUUGCAAAUAACCAAGGACGGACUGCUGGAAGUUGUAGCAAUUUGCUCAACUUUUUUGUUCAUCUGCCUUGGAUUCAAAGGCUUCGUAUCGAAAUGUACUUCUUAAAGUAUUUGGGUCUUGGAGUCUUGCCAGAAAAGAUGCCUCAACCGCUCCGAUACCUGAAGGUUCUGUCUAUACACAUAGGCUUCAAUGAUAGAAAGGAGACUUUAACUGCCUUAUGCCUUCUGAGAAGCGUCCCUGCUCUACAAGAACUAGAAAUUUUGGCCCGCAAAGGGGAUGAGGAUGUUGGGGGGAAAAUGAACUACGCAUUGGACGACAACCAGAAUUGCCAACUCACUCAACUGCGACUUCUGAAAAUAACCGAAGUAUCUGGUCUUAGCGCUGAAUUAGAUUUCAUCAAAAUUUUGCUUUCAAGUUCACCUGUGCUCGAGAAGAUGAUUGUGGAGCCAGCUGUUAUUGUCGGAGGUUUUCCGGAACAAGUAAAAAAGGUGCUCCCGUUUUGGUGUGUCUCGGAGAAUGCAGAGAUAAUAUACAUGGACCCUUGGUUCAUGUUUCAUCCAUGAAACAACUACGGCAGACACGGACUUGCUUGCUGAACUGAAGUGUGGUUUUGAUAGUUGGGUGCUAUCCCUAAUCUGUUUUUGUCUUCCCAGUUUAAAAUGGUGGGGAAUUUAUGUUUGGGUACUAUUACCUGCCAUUGUUUUCUUUGCAAACAAUAAUAUUA